GUGGGUCGCCCCACCCAGCACCCCCGCACCCUCCUGAGAGUCUGCCUUUCCCCCGCGGAUUCCCCCCGGGGAUUCCCCUGGGCGCGGUGACGUCACCGCGCUUGUUACAUUUCACUGUAGCCAAUAUCUCCUGUCACUUUCAGACCAUGGAGACUCCCGGCUCAGGGAGAGACUGGAGGAAACACAUCGUCCGGCAGCUCCAGCGCCGAGAUCGACACCAGAAACUACACUUCGAGGAUCUCAUUCACUCCUACAACCAGCUCCUGAUGAAGUCCAACAUUGUUCAACUCUGGAGAGACAAGAACUUGGCAGCAACUCCCAGCCUAUCUCCCGAACCCCAGAAUGUGGUAAGCUUACAGAGCAGACAUCGAAAGGAACUGAUCGAAAUGUAUCAGGCAAAUGGAGAGCUCGCACAGGAGGUCUUCAGUCUGAGCAAACAGCACAAACACAGAGAGAUGGACCUCCAGGUCAGUCACAGCAGGUUGGUGGAGUUGGAGGUGAGGCUGUCUGAGCUGGAGGGAGAGCGGGAGCGAUUACUGGAGCGAUUCGAGGAAUUGGAGAAAGCCAAUGCCAGGGUGAAGGAGGAUUAUGAUAACCUUCAGCAGCUUUACCGUUCACAGUGGGAGCAACUUCUGAAGCGGGAGGUGGAGGGAACAGAACUGAUCCAGAACAUGAUUGACAUCAAGGUUCAAGCGGCGAGAGAUCUGAAUUAUCGGAACGAGAAGCCAAAGAGGGUCCAGGAGAAGAACUUGGAGAAAGACCUGGCUGUCAUUUCCCGGGUUCCCAUCUCGAUGGACACAGGUGUCUUUCGACCAGUGCAGAAACUGCUCCCCGAGGCAGCCAGGCACCAGGAGAUCAAGAUCUUCAAACCAUUUCGGAGUUCUAGGUCAAGCUCUUUAAGCCUCCCACCCCACCCCAGACUCUUCCAGUCCUUUAAAGAGCUCUUCAGAAAGCGGGCGAAUACAUCUUUCAUCGGCGUGGAUUGUAGUCCAACGAACUUCUGUUCGGUUGCAAGGAUUCCAGCCAAAGUUCGAUUCAGCAUGCAGGAAGCACACGAUGGUGAGGUUAAUGCUGUCAAGUUCUCUCCAAACUCCAAGAUCCUGGCGACUGGAGGCAGUGACAGGAAAGUGAAGCUAUGGGACAUUGUUGGAGGAAUGCUCCAGCUGGUGAAAAUUCUGGAGGGGAGCAACGAUGGAGUGACCAGCAUUGAGUUUGAUCCCUCGGGUCUACACCUCUUAGCAGGAUCAUAUGACAACACUGCCCGCCUAUGGAGUCUGAAGGACUGUGAACUGAAGCACACUUUGUCGGGUCACAGUGCAAAGGUCACAGCGGCAAAGUUCAAGUUUUACUGUCAAGAAGCUGUCACAGGAAGCCACGACAGAACAGUCAAAGUCUGGGACUUGAGAAAAGCUGCCUGUGUCAGUUCGAUCCCUCUCCCGUCUCGCUGCAGUGACAUCGUUUGCUCAGACUACCUCAUCAUAAGUGGUCACUUUGAUGAGAAGGUUCGCCUGUGGGACACAAGGUCUGGCACAAAGACUGAUGAGAUCCCACUGCAGGGAAAGGUGACAUCUUUAGACAUUAACUCCGAACGGACCCAGUUACUGAGCUGUUCACGUGAUGAUCUGUUGACGGUGGUGGAUCUGCGGAUGAAUGAGACCAGGCAGGAGCUCAGAGCUGAAGGGUUUAAGUGUGGAGCUGAUUGGACCAAGGCAAUUUUCAGCCCCGAUGGGAGCUAUGCUGUGGUGGGAUCAUCUGAUGGAGUUCUCUACAUCUGGGACACUCUCACUGGGAAACUGGAGACUUCUUUGGUUGGACAACACAAAUCCUCCAUCAAUGCAGUUUCCUGGUCCUUAUCUGGAGAGUAUGUGGUGAGUGUGGAUCGAUCAAGAUUGGCCAGUCUCUGGACUGACUGCUGACCCAGCCACGCAGCGGUGACUCCAAAUGGCCACCACUUCCAUCGUCACAUGACCACCAUUUGAUCUGAAGGGAAAGUGUCAAGAGCACGGGUUAUAGAGAUUUAACAUCCUACACAGGUGGAAGCUCCUGUCAGUAACCAACCUCUAUCCUAACUGCAACUCUCCCACUCAUAUACACAGACACGCACACACUCUCACACCCAGACAAAGACACACACAUGUACACACAUAUAUAUACUC
Molecule: messenger RNA, 2156 nt
Organism: Chiloscyllium plagiosum (whitespotted bambooshark)
Lineage: Eukaryota; Metazoa; Chordata; Chondrichthyes; Orectolobiformes; Hemiscylliidae
Source: RefSeq, a predicted model, not a curated record